AUGAAAUGCCAAACAAGUCACUGGCAGAAAACUCCAUUGAAAUCGGCACUGAAGAAUUUGAACAAGAACAUCUCUGUCCUUCGGCGCCAUCUUAAACUAACAUCCGACGAGGAAUGGAGGGAUUGGCUACGGAGUCCUAAUUUUCUUCUUUACUGGGACGAAUUAUGGACAUCUUGGCUAAGCAACCAGUACAAGAAAUAUCGAGAUCCAGGUAUCGAGAAAGUGCUCACUGUUAUGCAGGCAGAAGCCGAAGACUUUGAUGACAAACAUGUUGACAAAGCUGGGUGGGAUGACAUUCAUCACUAUGCGAGUUUCAUGCAUCAGAUCUUGCGUCGAAACCUCAACCACACAGAUGGUCUGUUCAAGAAUCGUCCUAUGGGUCCUAAUGAGGCCGAAGCCUACCUUUGGGCCACCAUGAGGGGUUCUUGUUCCAGACACAAAUGCAUUUCCUCCAAACACAAACAGGCAGGCAGCAGAUAUCGUCAACGCCAUGCAUUAACCUCAACCCGUAAAGGGUGA
This is a messenger RNA of Talaromyces marneffei, 519 nucleotides long. RefSeq lists its product as uncharacterized. The record is from RefSeq and is a predicted model, not a curated record. Lineage: Eukaryota; Fungi; Ascomycota; Eurotiomycetes; Eurotiales; Trichocomaceae. The transcript has 2 exons. The coding region runs from base 1 to 519 and encodes 172 amino acids.